Acaulospora morrowiae is the source of this 350-nucleotide messenger RNA. The record is from the annotation of a GenBank genome assembly. NCBI's taxonomy places the organism in Eukaryota, Fungi, Glomeromycota, Glomeromycetes, Diversisporales, Acaulosporaceae.
AUGGUUGGUAUUCCUUGGGAAUUGAAGUGCCCAAAUGUCAUUGGUGUGAAAUUGACCGGGUCAUUGAGCGGAUGGACUUCAGCAAAAGAUGUAAUUCUUAAGGUGGCCGGUAUUCUAACGGUUAAAGGUGGUACUGGUGCAAUAGUCGAAUAUUUUGGACCUGGUGUUGAAUCUUUAUCUUGCACUGGCAUGGCUACUAUUUGUAACAUGGGCGCAGAAAUCGGCGCAACUACCUCCAUUUUUCCAUUUAACAAACGUAUGGUUAGCUAUUUGCAUGCCACAAAUCGCAAAGCCAUUGCAGAUCAUGCAGAAUCUUUUGCUCACGUUUUACGUGCGGAUGAAGGCGCAGA